AUGUCUGGUGAUACGAGCGAGGAUGUUCUUGGUGCUCUCAAAUCGAAUAAGUUUUCGGCAUCACUCGCUUUAUUGAUGAUAAGCCAUCUCAUUUUGAUCGUGCUAGAUCGGGCUUACUAUCGUGCAAGUUGCAUGAACGACACAGGCACUAUUAACAUCGAUUUGUCUCAAACCGACAUUGCGUUUACUACGAAUGACACUUUGACGGAGACGUCAACUGUUGAACGCUGCCGAAUGUCUGUGAAGAGGAAAAUCCCUAGAGUUGCCAUGGGAUGGUUCAUCUUCCGUGCAAUCCUGUUGGUGGCCAUAGUGCUCGCUCUGCACAUAACGAUUCUGGCCAAUCUGGUCCCGGAUAGCGAUGCUUCUGGCUUCACUCCGGUCAUCCAAAAUUGGGCUAUGUCCAUCUACUACAUGGUUUUCAUACUCUACUUGGUGGUAUCGUUGAUGCAGCUCAGAGACGGUGUUCCACGAGUUUGGCGCGACUCCCUUCGACCGGACAAGUCGUGGAAUGCAGUACGCAACAUGGUUGCUGGCUACGCUUUCUCAGCCUACAAGGUCAUCCCGUUCCUACAGGAGAUCCGAACAACGGUCGAUUGGGCGGUCACUCCGACCUCGCUAGAUCUCUCCCAGUACUUCCUCUUGGAAGAUGCUCACAAUAAUUUCUGGGAUGUCUCGGGAGAAAUGGACGAUCGCCGCGAGAACUGGCCAGCCGAGCGUAAACAGUUCUGGUGGGAGAAGUGUAUGUCGGGCUGUUGUCUGACCGUGAUACUCGUGAUUAUCAUCACACUUCCCAUUAUGAUAUUCUCAACCCUCUCGCCCUUCUCUAAGAACGCCUAUAUCACUGAAGCCUCUAUGAAGGUUUCUUUGAAUAUCCAAUCUUGCGAGAGCGACUGCGAAUCGCCCUAUUACAUAUUCCAGGAUCUUUACUCGUCACCAAUUUUGCACUCGGUCCAGAUCACUGGCUCUGCCGCUACAAAGUUCCUUCAGACUCAGCCGGGUGUGUCUACUGAUGCGGCUGUACAGAACAUCAGUUUCCCACUCGGGAGUUCGACGGUUAUUCAAGCCAGUCCAAAUAAGAUUCGUUCUCUCACUGAUCUGAUAGGGACAAGCACGCUCGAGCAUAAUCUGAGAGUUGAGCUCAAGCUGGCAGUGUCGUGGUCUCGAUCCAACAAUGUUGGUUACACUUCUUCUGGGGACUUUGACAUGAGUCUAUGCGGUUGUGACGAUGGCGUGGUACAAACAACUGGCAACUUAUGCAAAGAGUGCUCUCUCGGUGCAUAUCCUCUCCAGUUUGACGACUUCCGCACGAGCAUAAGCUCGCUCCUUGGUAAUCCCACGGCUAGUGUCUUAUUCCCUAACUUCGGUCCUAGUAUCGUCCACAUUGACACUAAUAAUGAAGCUCAGUGGAAUGGCUACUCGAAGGAUCCGUCGAUGUGGUAUUCCCUCGUCUCUUCUAUCACGGGGUCACAAGGAAGUCAGUUUGCUUCGAUGGGAAACUCUGAAGAUGACAGCUGCCCAGUUGGAGGUGGAGUGGUAUGUUCUAAUGAUGGUUCUACUGGCUUCAACGGCGUCGGCUUCACAUUGAUGCUUGAUAAGGUUUUUGGUGGUAAUGAGGUCGGCGGCUUCUUAUCCCUCGGCAUCUUGGGUUUCUACAUCACAAUCAUCUACGCUAUUGGCCAGUUCAUUCGUGUCAUGUUCCAGGACGCCUCCCAGAAGGUCAUCUACUCGGAGAUUCCCAACCCGCAAGAGCUUCUCGAUCUCAUCAGCGGUGUGGCGAUCGCUCAGGUAUACGGCGAUACACGUCGCGAGUUCGUUAUGUACAACUGUCUUGUGAAGAUAUUGCGAUCCCCAGAGACACUCAUUGCGAUUGGUGGAGCCGAUCUGACGGGUUAUGGUGCUCACAGGAAUGACCAGCCUCCUUACCCUGAUCUGCUCGGGCCCCUGGAUAACCAUCCCCCACCAAUACGGUCCUCAGAGUCUAGCGGAGCUGGUCACGCUGAGUCUGGUGAUGUACGUGAGACCCCACAUGCUGGAGUGGCUGCUACGGUAGACACUGGCCCGAGCCCAGAUGUAAAUCUCACCAAUGCAGUGCAACUUGCGGAGUGUCACUCAAACGUCCAAGAUGGCGGCAUGGCGGACGAUGCGGUUCCCAAUGAUAUCCCUAGAGAAACUACUGGCGACAUCGACCCAAGGAGUAGCUCGAUGACGGAUCAUCCGUCACGGAUGCCCUGA
Molecule: messenger RNA, 2232 nt
Organism: Perkinsus marinus ATCC 50983
Lineage: Eukaryota; Perkinsozoa; Perkinsida; Perkinsidae
Exons: 1
Coding region: 1-2232 (743 amino acids)
Biological process (GO): regulation of membrane potential; detection of mechanical stimulus; cellular response to mechanical stimulus
Cellular component (GO): membrane
Molecular function (GO): monoatomic cation channel activity; mechanosensitive monoatomic ion channel activity
Source: RefSeq, a predicted model, not a curated record